Messenger RNA from Paecilomyces variotii, 1812 nucleotides. Its product is annotated as putative homeobox transcription factor. NCBI's taxonomy places the organism in Eukaryota, Fungi, Ascomycota, Eurotiomycetes, Eurotiales, Thermoascaceae. The record is from RefSeq and is a predicted model, not a curated record. The coding region runs from base 1 to 1812 and encodes 603 amino acids. Gene Ontology annotation, molecular function: DNA-binding transcription factor activity, RNA polymerase II-specific; RNA polymerase II cis-regulatory region sequence-specific DNA binding. Gene Ontology annotation, biological process: cell differentiation; regulation of transcription by RNA polymerase II. The transcript has 3 exons.
AUGGGUGACCAGGAGCCCUCAGGAGCGGCCAGCUCGUCACCUCCGCCGCCAACAAACGCAUCGGAGUCCGCAGCCCUCAAUUACGCAUUUCUGGUCCAUUCGCAGAAGACAUUGACGCAAAAUCUACCUCCCCGCGUCGAUAAUAAGCUGCUGGCACGCCAGAAGCGCCGUCGGACCAGUCCUGAGGACCAUGCCAUUUUGGAGGCGGAGUAUAGACGAAACCCGAAACCAGACAAGGCAGCUCGGGCCAGUAUAGUUAGUCGGGUUGCUCUGGGGGAAAAGGAAGUUCAGAUAUGGUUCCAAAACCGCAGGCAGAACGAUCGACGGAAGUCGAAACCUCUUCAACCACAUGAACUUCUGGCCCCUCGAUCGACGUCGCAGGAUUCCUCGCAGCACAGCGGAAGUGACGACAACGUGUUGGCGGAGAAAGGUUCAUCGAGUGGGGCGGAGCACUGUGACGGAGGCGAGCAAGCCACAGACUCGAACGCUGUAACAAACUCACACCUCAACGCAUCAUUUCAAUCGUCGUUCGAUUCCGGAGUAGUUUCCGCGGAUAAUGAAGAGGUUGAGCCUCAGAUACAAAGUUCGCAGACUAGCGUCGCUUCGAAGUCUUCGAGUAGCAUCAGGAAUGCUCCCGGGACUGUUGACAAACCGGAAAUAAAGCCUCUAAAAGAGACCAUGUCUGCGGAAGAACAACUUGGACAAUCCCCCAAAAGAAAACGGACAUUCACAGACAUCUGCAGUGGCGAAUCCGAGACCCAACACGGCAUUGAGAGGACAGGCAUCCAGAGGUUGCCUGGGGUAAAGACGCCACCCUCAUUGCGAAUAUCACUAUCCUUCGACGGCGAGGCGAUGGUCAGGAAGGAAGGAGAGAUGACACCGUCGCCGUUGAAGGGACGCAGCGCAGUGAGAAUCUCAAUGUCUUCAGACGGUGAAGCAUUGAUUCGAACCGGAAACGAGCCAUCCCCCUCCAAAGCGCGGACGGUAUUGUUUCCCACCCCAAACAGAAGCUUUCGAGCUGGCGGCCUACGGAGAAGCAACAGUGCUGUCAGCCUGGGUGCAGCGAGACCAGAUCUGCUAGAUCGGGAUGUCCGUAACAAGGCUUUUGGGAGGUCUCGUGACGCUCGCAACUGGGAACUGUACUGCGAUACUGAUGCUCGAAGUGCACUGUCCACUCCGUCAAGUUCCCAGGGUACACCCAACGCCGCUAAAUCUGGUCUGAUGCGGUCCAGGAGUAACCGAUCAUUAAGUCGGAGCUUCUCUGGCCGAGAAAAUGCUCUUGCUCCCCGUUCGGAUCUUCAGAACAGGGUGGCGGUUCCAUUACAGUCAGGCGAGAAGAGGCGCAAAUUGUCGCGCACUGUUUCAUCCCUAGGAAGACUCCAGUCUGAUCAGAAUAUCUCCAUGGACAAGAGCCCUUUGCCACGGAAGGAUCUCAAGUCGUACAAUGGCUCGAAGUAUGAAGUUUUUGAAGACAUCGACCCUGGCGAUUCCGACAAAGAAAACUGGGUCCCGGGAACACAGCAACCUCAGGUCCGCCGGAGAGCAGUUCCCAGGCAGAACCGGCGUCCUAUACUCAAGGAAGCAGGUCGGGCGCAAGACCAGCCUGGGAAAAGUUCGAAGGUAAUGGCCGAUGGCAGGCACGCACGGUCAUCCCGAAAUCAGGGACCCAGUGCAAGUAAAGAGAAUGCUCUGGCACCGGAGGUUGAUGAAGAGGUUUCUGCAUUCAUGUCUGCCGCUGGCGGGCCUAGCCAGGAAGAAGACCUCGAUUGCAUUCAGGGCCUGUUAUCACUAAGCCAAGGUGCAUGGCGAUAA